AUGGCCACCCAAAAUCAAGACCGCCUCCGUUCACACUUCUCUUCAGUUCCCGACGCAGAGCACAACAACCGCUGGGACGACCUGUGGAGAGAAUCUACAUUCCUGCCCUGGGACCGCGGCCACGCAAACCCUGCGUUAAUCGAUCUGCUCCAAGAACGUGGUCGCCCACUCUCAUCUCCAGAUCCCAAUCCCUCCCUCGGUGCUCCACCACCAAACAGCGAGUCCGCAGGCUACGCGUCUCUCGCCGGACCAUUGAAGGACGAUGGGAAGAGGAGGAGGGUACUUGUGCCAGGGUGUGGGAAAGGCUACGACGUAGCACUAUUUGCGGCGCAUGGCUAUGACGCUUAUGGGCUGGAGGUGUCCUCGCAUGCUGCCGACGCUGCUAGGAAGUACUUAGAGGAACCUGGGAAGGGGCCAUUGGAGGGAGAGUAUGUGGUCAGGGACGAGAAGGUUGGAAAGGGGGCGAUGAAGGUUGUGUGUGGAGAUUACUUCGAAGACGGCUGGUUAGGGGAUGUGGAGGGCUGGGAGGGCGAUGAGGGGUUUGAUAUCAUCUACGAUAACACGUUCCUUUGCGCACUCCCUCCAUCUCUAAGACCGAAGUGGGCAUCUCGUACCACUACGCUCCUCCGCCGUCCCUCACCAGACACCACUUCCACUGGUGGUGUGCUUAUCUGUCUCGAAUUUCCUACACACAAGCCUGCAUCCUCCGGCGGACCUCCACACUCGCUCCCUCCUCUCGUACACAACGAGCUGCUCAAACGACCGGGUCGGGAUAUCUUGUAUGACGACCAAGGUGUCGUGACCAAAACGGAUCGAGAGGAGACAGACAACGCGCUGGUCAAGAUCGCGCACUACACACCCAAGCGGACCCACGAGAUUGGUGUCAUCAAGGGCCUCGUGAGAGACUGCGUGAGUAUGUGGCGGCACAAGGCGGAUUGUCCGGAGGAUCAGAGAUGGCACUGA
Messenger RNA from Alternaria atra, 963 nucleotides. RefSeq lists its product as uncharacterized. The record is from RefSeq and is a predicted model, not a curated record. Gene Ontology annotation, molecular function: thiopurine S-methyltransferase activity. NCBI's taxonomy places the organism in Eukaryota, Fungi, Ascomycota, Dothideomycetes, Pleosporales, Pleosporaceae. The transcript is spliced from 2 exons. Bases 1 to 963 code for a protein of 320 amino acids.